Molecule: messenger RNA, 2397 nt
Organism: Penicillium cataractarum
Lineage: Eukaryota; Fungi; Ascomycota; Eurotiomycetes; Eurotiales; Aspergillaceae
Product: alpha-L-rhamnosidase
Exons: 2
Coding region: 1-2397 (798 amino acids)
Biological process (GO): carbohydrate metabolic process
Source: RefSeq, a predicted model, not a curated record
AUGACCUCCGCCAAAUCCACCAUUCGGAAAAGAGACAAACAGGACUGGCUCUGUGAUCGAGUCGCUGCGCCGUGGGGAACCAAUACGCCUGGGCCAGAUGCUGAAUGGCUCUUUCGCAAGGAGUUUGAAGUAAGGCCUUUUGCUCAGGCCAGACUAUUCAUCACUGCUCAAGGUGUAUAUGAGGCGGAAAUUAAUGGCCAUCGCGUGGGCGAUCACUUUAUGGCCCCAGGAUGGACAUCUUACGACCGCAGAAUUCAAUACCAGACUUACGACGUCACAGCUCAGCUGCUAAGUGGUCCUAACUGCAUUGGUGUCCGUGUCGCCGAAGGUUGGUUUUGUGGGCGUAUUGGUUUCGAAGGGGGCCACAGAAAUAUUUGGGGGCCUCAUCCAGCGCUGAUGGCUCAACUUGAGAUAUGCUUUGAGGAUAACACUGUCGCAAUCAUCCCUACCGACAGCACGUGGGCUGUCCAAAAAGGGCCCAUUCAAUUGGCAGAGAUAUACAACGGAGAAAAGUACGACGCAACUCGAGAGGUCCCAUAUUGGUCGACCAUUGUUCCUGAAGGCGCUGCCGAUGUUUCUCACGCCUGGCAGCCCGUUUACUGCAUGCCACCCUUGUCCGAGCAUGUCGAGCUCACAGCAGCGUUUGGUGAACCUGUGAGGCGAAUCGAAAUCAUUCAACCUACCCAACAACUUCUUUCUCCAACUGGAAAAUCAAUCCUUGACUUUGGUCAAAACUUGGUCGGAUAUCUCAGGCUAAGGAAUAUCAAGGGUUCUCGUGGUCACAAACUCAUUCUAUCCCAUGCGGAAGUUCUGGAAAGGGAGGAACUCUGCAUCAGACCACUUCGUCAAUGUGACGCUGUCGACGAAUACAUUCUGAAAGGUGACCAAGCAGGCGAAAGAUACGAGCCUCGCUUUACAUUCCAUGGAUUUCAAUAUGCCCAGAUCGAUGGAUGGACUAGUGACUGCAAAUUGAUCGACUCAGUCGAGGCAGUCGUAUGCCACACGGACAUGAAAGAGGCCGGCUCAUUUACAUGUUCUGACAAGUUGAUCAAUCAGCUAUAUCAGAACAUCCGCUGGGGAAUGAAGGGUAACUUCUUAUCGGUACCGACUGACUGUCCCCAACGCGAUGAACGCCUUGGUUGGUCUGGAGACCUAGCAUUGUUUGCUCCAACGGCAGUGUUACUAUUCGACUGCUAUGACUUUCUCAAGAACUGGCUUGUCGACGUGUGGUAUGAUCAGCAGACUCUGGAUGGUGUACCAGCCAUGGUCACACCAAAUGCGACACUCCCAGACCCCGUUUGGUGUCGCCGGAAGCCUUGUGCAAUCUGGCAUGACGUUACCAUUCUUGCACCAUGGGCUCUGUAUGAGGAGACUGGAAAAGUUGAAAUACUGGAACAGCAGUACGAGAGCAUGUCAACCUGGAUGCAAAAGCUGCCGAGAAACAAGGAAUGUUGCACUCACCUCUGGGACACCUCUAUUUUCCAGCUUGGGGACUGGCUAGAUCCAGAUGCUCCGCCCGAUGCACCUUGGAAGGGCAAAACAGACGCACAGCUGGUAGCCAAUUCAUUCUUGAUUCACAGCCUCGAGCUGAUGACUCGAAUCACACACCUUCUACACAAGGAUGAAGAGAAAGCGGAAUUUGAAAAAGAGUUCGAAGCUGCAAAGAAGGAAUUUCAGGAAGAAUACGUGACAUCCAAUGGCCGCCUCGUAUCCGACAGCCAGGCAGCUUAUGCCAUCGCGAUAUGUUUCAAUCUCCUAACACCCACACAGCAGGAGCGAGCCGGAAACCGCUUGGUCUAUCUCGUGCGCAAAAGCAACUUUCGCAUCGGUACCGGUUUUGCCGGAACCCCGUUCCUGUGCGAGGCUCUUGCUUUGACUGGUCAUAUUCAAGUUGCCUAUGCGAUGCUCCUCGAAAAGAACUGCCCUUCAUGGUUGUACCCAGUAACCAUGGGUGCUACUACCGUGUGGGAGCGCUGGGAUAGUAUGCUGCCCGAUGGGUCGAUCAAUGCUGGAGAGAUGACUUCGUUCAACCAUUACGCAUUUGGGUCAAUCGCAAAAUUCUUGUACGAGAGGUUGGCAGGUUUGCAGAGACUAGAGCCUGGGUGGACAAAGUGUCGUGUCGCGCCUUGUAUUGGCGCGGAAUUUUCGGAGGCAUCUGCUUCCCAUGAAACUGCGAUGGGUCUUGUGUCUUGUUCGUGGAAUACUACUGAUUCCGAUGGAAAUAAAAGUCGUUUAGGGGUCAGAGUCAGAAUCCCACCGGGCAUGACGUGUGAGAUUGUUUUACCUGAGGGUUCAGGGGAGCUGCGGAAGACUGUUGGUGCAGGCGGCUGGGCCUUUGAGACUGCUUUUGUAAGAGACUACGAGUGGCCUGUGAGGUCUUUGCCUCCCAAGUCUUGA